CAUACCCUUUUGACCGAUUGGUUGAUUGCUUGUAAGGAAACGCUGAGGACAGCUAUACAGAUAUAGAGCUGGAAUAUAAGACAUUCACAUCAUGUUCUUGACGAGGUCGGAGUAUGACCGUGGGGUCAACACAUUCUCUCCGGAGGGGCGUCUAUUCCAAGUCGAGUACGCAAUGGAGGCCAUCAAGCUCGGUUCAACAACAGUUGGUAUCACUACCCCGUAUGGGACUGUUCUAGCUGUUGAGAAACGAGUCCCUUCCCCGUUGAUCGAGUCCUCUUCUAUCGAGAAGAUCAUGGAGAUCGACGCGCACAUAGGGUGCGCCAUGUCUGGUCUGACGGCGGAUGCAAGGACGAUGGUCGAGCAUGCUCGUGUGACAAGUCAAAUGCACAACUUUACGUACGAUGAGAAGAUAGGUGUGGAGAGCUGUACGCAGGCUGUCUGUGAUCUGGCGUUGAGAUUUGGAGAGAGUGUGGAAGAUGACGAUGCGUUGAUGUCAAGACCGUUUGGAGUCGCAUUGUUGAUUGCUGGUAUUGAUGAAAAGGGACCGCAGCUAUAUCACGCUGAUCCGUCCGGCACUUUCACCCGAUACGACGCCAAGGCUAUUGGCUCUGGAUCAGAUGCAGCACAGCAGUCACUUCAGGACUCUUUCCACAAGCAAAUGUCACUGAUAGAGGCUCACACCCUGGCAUUGAAGGUACUCAAACAGGUCAUGGAGGAGAAGGUCGAUGAGAACAAUGUGCAACUGGCUCAAGUGACUCCUGAGAAAGGCUUCACGAUCCUCGGUGAAGACGAGCUAAAACGAGUUAUUGAGGGUUUGGCAGCCUAGAUUGAUAACGCCAUGAGCAUUCUGCGAUUCACCUCAUGAUCAUGCAUAAGGCUUUCAUA
Kockovaella imperatae is the source of this 885-nucleotide messenger RNA. RefSeq names its product 20S proteasome subunit. The transcript is spliced from 9 exons. NCBI's taxonomy places the organism in Eukaryota, Fungi, Basidiomycota, Tremellomycetes, Tremellales, Cuniculitremaceae. Gene Ontology annotation, biological process: proteasome-mediated ubiquitin-dependent protein catabolic process. Gene Ontology annotation, cellular component: proteasome core complex, alpha-subunit complex; proteasome core complex; nucleus. The record is from RefSeq and is a predicted model, not a curated record. Bases 92 to 826 code for a protein of 244 amino acids.